CUAAUGGUGUAAGCGAUUAGUUUUGUACAUAUGUCACAUGACCUGUCAAAAUGGCGUUAGACUUACGAUUGAAGAAAAUCAACAAAGUUUAUAAGGAGGGGGACUUGGUGUCCGGGGUGGUGGUGGUGGAGAGUAAAGGCGAUUUACAACACCAAGGCAUUGUCCUUACAAUGGAGGGAGCGGUCACGCUACAGCUCAGCGCCAAAAGUGUCGGCCUGUUUGAAGCAUUCUACAACUCCCUUAAGCCAAUCCAGUUGGUGAACUACACACUAGAGAUCGCCAAGCCUGGUCGUCUACCGUCAGGAAAAACAGAAAUCCCCUUUGAGAUACCACUGAAACCAAAAGGAAAUAAGACCCUGUAUGAAACUUACCACGGCGUUUUUGUUAACAUACAGUACACACUCAAGGUUGAUAUGAAGAGAUCACUGCUCAACAAGGAUUUACAAAAACAGUGUGAAUUUAUCGUGGAGUACAAGAAUCAAGAGGAUAAACCCAAACUAAAGCCAGUUAACUUCACAAUUACCCCAGAAACACUGACCAAUGUCAAAGAGAAACAAAAUGUGCCAAAAUUUAGAGUGCGGGGGAAAUUAGAGACGUCAACUUUGUGUAUCACCACACCACUGAAAGGGGAGUUGAUGGUAGAUAGCUGUGAGUCUCAGAUCAAAUCUAUAGAGAUACAGCUGGUCAGGGUGGAAACUUGUGGCUGUGCGGAGGGAUACGCCAAGGACGCUACGGAAAUACAAAAUAUACAGAUUGCUGACGGAGACGUGUGCCGAGGUAUAGCUAUCCCCAUACACAUGGUCUUCCCGCGUCUCUUCACCUGUCCAACACUGUCUACAAACAAUUUUAAAGUUGAGUUUGAAAUUAACAUUGUAAUGGUAUUCCACGAUGACCAUCUUGUGACGGAGAAUUUCCCAAUUAAACUGACGAGGUUUUAGUGAGCGGAGAUCAUCAUGAAUGUGUGACGUGUGUUAGAAUGAAUGUGUUGUAGCGAUACGAAAGGACGUUUGAGUACGACUGUACUGAACAAAUAGAAAAAGAUAACAACUUUCUCUGUUAGAGGCAAGUAAAGGACUUGGUGCUGUGUAUGACAGAAUACCACAGGUGUGAAGUUUUCCUCUAAACUGAAGGCCGACCCUUUUCCAUUAUAUAGUGUUAACUAUUUGCAGUGUAUCAAGAAACACAGCAUCCUCGAAAUCCGAGGAUUUGGGUCUCGAUAUACGUAUCAUCUCUAGAUCUGCGCCCCGAGAA
Mizuhopecten yessoensis (Yesso scallop) is the source of this 1251-nucleotide messenger RNA. RefSeq names its product Down syndrome critical region protein 3-like. Gene Ontology annotation, cellular component: endosome. Gene Ontology annotation, biological process: intracellular protein transport. The transcript is spliced from 9 exons. The coding region runs from base 51 to 938 and encodes 295 amino acids. The record is from RefSeq and is a predicted model, not a curated record. NCBI's taxonomy places the organism in Eukaryota, Metazoa, Mollusca, Bivalvia, Pectinida, Pectinidae.